Aplysia californica (California sea hare) is the source of this 3057-nucleotide messenger RNA. RefSeq names its product caldesmon-like. The record is from RefSeq and is a predicted model, not a curated record. Bases 1 to 3057 code for a protein of 1018 amino acids. The transcript is spliced from 5 exons. NCBI's taxonomy places the organism in Eukaryota, Metazoa, Mollusca, Gastropoda, Aplysiida, Aplysiidae.
AUGAACAUCAACAUAAACUUGCGACAGAAGCGUCGCUCGUUCUCCCAGUGGUGGCGACUCGCGUCAAAGUCAACCAGGAUAGAAAGAACGAGAGAGGAAAGAGAAGAGCAGAAAAUGGAGGGAUACAUAAUUCCUAAGAAGAAAACAAGCAACAAUGAUCCCUAUGGCUUAUACAGCACGCUGUCCAAGGAAGAAGCGAGACGAGAAAGAGAGAAGAUAGCCAGGCUCUCCAGGGAGGCGUGGGAGAGAGCCCAGAAGAAAGAUUACGCAGAUGUGGAAAAUAAAACCAGCGUGAAAAGGAAGUCGACUCAUGAAAGCAGCAGCAGCAGUAAACGUUUCAGGUCUUCUCAUAGCCAGUCGUUCGUGAAUCAUGACAACAGAUGGAAGCACAGUCUGCCGAUAUCUGCCACAGAAACGUACCUGGAAUCUGCUAAACCACCAAAGAAGCCAAUCGUCAGACACGCUAACAAAAAAGGCGUCCCCCCACCCAUGGACUUUAAGACAGUUCUUGCUAUGGCUGAAGAAACUCAGAGAGAGAGGGUGAGACCUACAGCAGCAAUCUCGAGAAACAAGAUAGGGAAGACGCAGAGACCAAAUGCUGAGAAGGAAAGGAAGAUGCAGAGAUCAAAGGUUGUAGAGGAAGGGAAGAGGCGGAAACCAAAGGCUGAGGAGGAAGGGAAGAGGCAGAGAUCAAAGGCUGGGGAGGAAGGGAAGAGGCAGAGAUCAAAGGCUGAGGAGGAAGGGAAGAGGCGGAGACCAAAGGCUGAGGAGGAAGGGAAGAGGCACAGUUCAAAGGCUGAGGAGGAAGGGAAGAGGCACAGUUCAAAGACUGAGGAGGAGGAGAAGAGGCAGAGACGAAAGGCUGAGGAGGAGGAGAAGAAGGAGAAAACAAAGUCUGUGGAGUGUCGGCGUUUGUUGAAAUUUUGCGGUGACAAACCCCUGCGCCAGAGAGACGGGUCGGACGAUGGCGCCGCUGCUCCAUCUGGGACGUCCCAGACGAGGACAUCGACACCCUCUUCUUGUUCGUCUAGGGACAAAUCACAGAGCUCGACAGAGAGCCAGUACGUGACUGGUGUGGGUACCGAGUCGCCAAACAACAACAGUUGCAGCAAACGUAGCAACGGAGGCCAUAGCAGCAGCCGCAAAAUUCGCAAUAACCGCAACAGCAACAUCAAGAAAAACUGCAGCAUAAACAAUGACAACGACAACAACAACAUCGGGAGCUGCAACAACGAUAAGAGCAAAAACAACAGCAACAACAACAAGCUGAGCGCCAGUAAGAGAAAGGCACUUUCAGUGUGUGGGCGGAGCGGUGUGGACGAGGUGAAGGAAGCGACUACGCCAUCCUCUCCUCAGAAUUCCGUAAACCCUUUGGAUGAGACCACCAGUCACGUUCACGAAAAGCCACACACUCAACUUCAGACUGCAAAGUCAACCAGGAUAGAAAGAACGAGAGAGGAAAGGGAAGAGCAGAAAAUGGAGGGAUACAGAAUUCCUAAGAAGAAAACAAGCAACAAUGAUCCCUAUGGCUUAUACAGCACGCUGUCCAAGGAAGAAGCGAGACGAGAAAGAGAGAAGAUAGCCAGGCUCUCCAGGGAGGCGUGGGAGAGAGCCCAAAAGAAAGAUUACGCAGAUGUGGAAAAUAAAACCAGCGUGAAAAGGAAGUCGACUCAUGAAAGCAGGAGCAGCAGCAGUAAACGUUUCAGGUCUUCUCAUAGCCAGUCGUUCGUGAAUCAUGACAACAGAUGGAAGCACAGCCUGUCACCGAUAUCUGCCACAGAAACGUACCUGGAACCUGCUAAACCACCAAAGAAGCCAAUCGUCAGACACGCUAACAAAAACGGCGUCCCCCCACCCAUGGACUUUAAGACAGUUCUUGCUAUGGCUGAAGAAACUCAGAGAGAGAGGGUGAGACCUACAGCAGCAAUCUCGAGAAACAAGAUAGGGAAGACGCAGAGACCAAAUGCUGAGAAGGAAAGGAAGAUGCAGAGAUCAAAGGUUGUAGAGGAAGGGAAGAGACGGAAACCAAAGGCUGAGGAGGAAGGGAAGAGGCAGAGAUCAAAGGCUGAGGAGGAAGGGAAGAGGCGGAGACCAAAGGCUGAGGAGGAAGGGAAGAGGCACAGUUCAAAGGCUGAGGAGGAAGGGAAGAGGCACAGUUCAAAGGCUGAGGAGGAGGAGAACAGGCAGGAAGGGAAGAGGCAGAGACGAAAGGCUGGGGAGGAGGAGAAGAGGCAGAGACGAAAGGCUGAGGAGGAGGAGAAGAAGGAGAAAACAAAGUCUGUGGAGUGUCGCCGUUUGUUGAAAUCUGGCGGUGACAAACCCCUGCGCCAGAGAGACGGGUCGGACGAUGGCGCCGCUGCUCCAUCUGGGACGUCCCAGACGAGGACAUCGACACCCUCUUCUUGUUCGUCUAGGGACAAAUCACAGAGCUCGACAGGGAGCCAGUCCGUGACUGGUGUGGGUGCCGAGUCGCCAAACAACAACAGUUGCAGCAAACGUAGCAACGGAGGCCAUAGCAGCAGCCGCAAAAUUCGCAAUAACCGCAACAGCAACAUCAAGAAAAACCGCAGCAUAAACAAUGACAACAACAACAACAACAACAACAACAACAACAUCGGGAGCUGCAACAACGAUAAGAGCAAAAACAACAGCAACAACAACAAGCUGGGCGCCAGUAAGAGAAAGGCACUUUCAGUGUGUGGGCGGAGCGGUGUGGACGAGGUGAAGGAAGCGACUACGCCAUCCUCUCCUCAGAAUUCCGUAAACCCUUUGGAUGAGACCACCAGUCACGUUCAAGAAAAGCCACACACUCAUCUUCAGACUGAUCCGGGUGAGCAGAUAGAGGUUCCAGGUGAUCAUUCUGACGCUGUCCAAGAUCUCAAUAUAGAUGUCCCCAUUGCUGGUGAAUCUGUAGAAGAAUUUGUGUAUGGAGACCUAAAGGAUUGGAUCUCACAAGAACUUCGGAAAAUGUGCUGUUUUGAUGGAAGCGGGUCCAAAGGUGACAGCACAGAAGAUGACGUAUCCAGUAUGGAGACAGAUCCCAGCAAUUUGUUGUAA